Molecule: messenger RNA, 1440 nt
Organism: Pteronotus mesoamericanus
Lineage: Eukaryota; Metazoa; Chordata; Mammalia; Chiroptera; Mormoopidae
Product: mediator of RNA polymerase II transcription subunit 29-like
Exons: 1
Coding region: 24-632 (202 amino acids)
Biological process (GO): regulation of transcription by RNA polymerase II
Cellular component (GO): mediator complex
Molecular function (GO): transcription factor binding; transcription coregulator activity
Source: RefSeq, a predicted model, not a curated record
UUAAUGCACUUCCAGUGCGCUACAUGAGAAAGAUGGCUGUGUCCCAGCAGCAGGUUUCUGUGGCUUUCUCUGCUACUGGUGUGUUGGGACCAGGCUCAGCCGGUGGCCCAGGUACCCAGCAGCAACUGCAACCAUCUACACAACUGGUGGGAUUUGCCCAAAGCAGGCUUUUGCGGCAGCAGCAACAGGACUUCGACCCUGUGCAGCGCUAUAAGAUGCUUAUCCCACAGCUGAAGGAGAGUCUUCAGACUUUAAUGAAGGUUGCAGCCCAGAACUUGAAUCAGAACACUAACAUUGACAACGGACAAAAAAGCAGUGAUGGACCCAUACAGUGCUUUGACACGUGUCUGGAGGAGUUUUAUGCCCUCUGUGACCAGCUGGAGCAUUGCCUGCGCCUGAUACAUGAAUGCCUAUCACAGAGUUGCGACAGUGCCAAGCACUCUCCCCUGCUGGUGCCCACAGCCGCCAAACCAGAUGCUGUACAACCUGAUAGUCAGCCCUGCCCUCAGUACCUGGUACUCAUCAAAGCCCGGGUUGCCUGUGCCAAGGACAUUCACACUGCUCUGCUGGACUCUGACAAGGUUAUGGGGAAGACUCCUGCACCACCUACAGGUCCUGGGGGUGCCCUGUGAGGUGGCAGAGCUGGGCGUCGGGUAGGCUGUGAAGGAGAAGGAUAGGGAAGGAAUAAAGAGGGGCUUCAAAGCAAAAAAGAAAAAAAAGAAGGGGACAGGACCACGGGGCACACAUGCCUACACACAACCCCCUGUGAAAGGGACUGGUUUAAGAAGAUGAAGGAAAAGAAUGAGAAAGAGAAAAACACAGGUACAGAGAGAAAAAAUGAAUUACGUUUCUAUCAGUAAUAACUCUCAAUGUAAAUGGACUAAAUGCCCCAAUCAAAAGACACAGGGUAGCUGAAUGGAUAAGAAAACAUAACCCACACAUAAUGCUUCCUACAAGAGACCCACCUCAGAACAAGAGACCUACACAGAUAGAAAGUAAAGGGAUGGAAAAAAAUAUUCCAAGCAUAUGGUCAAGAGAAAAAGGCCGGGGUUGCCAUACUUGUAUCAGACAAAGUAGAUUUCAAAACAAAGGCCAUAAAAAGAGACCUGGAGGGACACUUUAUACUACUUAAAGGAAGAAUCCAUCAAGAAGACAUAAAUAUUAUAAACUUAUAGCACCCAACAUAGGAGCACCCAAAUACAUAAGGAAAAUCUUGGACGACUUCAAAAAAAGAUACAGCAACACACUGAUAGUAGGGGAUUUAUAACACCCCACUGUCAAAAAAGGACAGAACUUCCAAACAAAACAUCAAAAAGGAUAUUGUGGAGCUGAAUAACUCAUUAAAUCAAAUGGACUUAACUGACAUAUAUAGAACCUUACAUCGCAAAGAAGAAAAAUACACAUUCUUUUCAAAGGCUCAUGGCAGUUUUUCAAAGAUAG